Prorocentrum cordatum is the source of this 2627-nucleotide messenger RNA. The record is from the annotation of a GenBank genome assembly. NCBI's taxonomy places the organism in Eukaryota, Dinophyceae, Prorocentrales, Prorocentraceae.
GAGGGCACGCGCGCCAGCGCCGUGGUCGGCGACGGCCGCGGCGGCACGCGCUGCUUCGCCGGCCGCCCGCGGCGCACGAGGGCGGAGGCGCAGCAGGACGCGGCCCUGGCAGCGCUGCACGCGCUGGCGAGCGAGAGGGGCGAGGAGGCUUCGGCCUGCUGCCGCCGGGCCCCGAGGAGCUUGCCGCCAGCUCACCUCUCUCCUCGGAGACGCUGGGCGCGCUGGAGGACUGCUUCUUCGGCGUGGCCGGCAGCAGCGCCAGCACUUCCCGGCCGGACCCGGGCUGCCUGGAGGGCACCAGGAUCGUGCUGCAGUAUAGGGUCGCGGUCGAGAGCCUCUCCGCGCCCGCGUCGCAGCCUGCCCUCGUGCUCGAGGAGUGCGCGGGCCUCCGGCUCACCGUCGGGGCCCGCGUCGUGCAGGAGCCCAUGGAGCGGUUGGCCCUGGCCGCCCCGCUUGGGGAGCCCCUCCCGGGCUCUGUGCCGCGUGCCUGCACGAGGGCCAGCACCGGCGGCUGCGGCUGGAGCUCCGCGUGCUCGAGCGCCUGCCGCCGAGCGCGGAGGGGCCCGACUCCUCCUCGAGGGCACGAGUGCCCAGGGCAGUUCUCGCCACCGCUGGGGCAGCAGCGCCUAGACGCCAUCGUGCACAUCAUGCUCUGCCUGCGCGGCGCGCGGAGCGCCGUGGACCUGGGCUGCGGGGGGGGCCGGCUGCUGGAGGCCCUCCUCGCCGCGGGGCUGGAGCACGUCGUCGGGGUCGAGCGCUCGGAGAGGAGGGCCCGGGCGGCGAGGAGGCGGGCAGAGGCCGCGUGCGGCGAGGGCCAGGUUUGCGAGGUCGUGGUCGCGGACCUGCUCGUGCCGGAUGAGCGGUGGAUGCACGUGGAUGCGGUGGUCUGCAGCGAGGUCCUCGAGCACUUGACCGAGGCUGACCUCUCUCGCCUGGGCCGCGCGGUGCUGGGCCCCAUGCCAGAGGUGGCUAUUGUCACUACGCCGAACGGCGAGUUUCGCUUCUCCGGGCAGGGCAGCACCGAUGGACCGCGCGGCUCCCUGAGGCACUCCGACCACGAGCGCGAGUGGACCCGUGCGCAAUUCCUCGAGUGGGCUGGCCGCUCGGCUUCAGGCCACGGAUACAUUCGGCGUCGCCGACCGGUGUCGGCUACCUCCCAGGCCAUGAGGAUCAGGGGCCAUGCACGCAGAUCGGGAUUUUCAGCAGGACAUCGGCAUGCAGACCGAUGUUCGCCGAGCUCCACGGAGGUGGUGCCGCCGGAUCCCUGCAGUCGCGGCAGGCACAGGUCGGCGCAAAGCAGGACCUGGCGUUUAUUGUGGCCUCAGCCCUUCGGGUGGAGGAGCUCGCCUCGCGAGGCAGUCUCCGGAAGCACGUGCACCGUGAAGGGGAGGGAGACUGCCCCGCCUACCACUCCCGCAUCCGCGUGCACUACGCCACUGUCCUGCUGGACGGGACCUGCGUGGACAGCAGCCGAGACAAGAACCGCAUCACCCCGGUGGCGUUCCAGCUGGCCGGUGGCAAGGCGCACGAGGCGUGGCACCGCUCGGUGGCGACCAUGCGCCGGGGCGAGGUGGCGUGGGUCGAGAGCCCGCCCGAGUACGCCUUCGGGCCCCUGGGCGCGCCGCCCCUGAUCCCUGCCGGCCAGGCCCUCUGGUUCAAGCUCGAGCUCGUGGACUUUCGGCCGCCGGGCACCGUGCGCGGCUGCACGGAGCUCGCCCCGGCGCUGGAGGAGGCAGAGAGGCACCUCGGGACGGGCCGCGAGGACAUCAAGCGGUCGGCCUUCGCACAGGCCCGCCAGGCCUUCCGGCGGGCGCGCGUUGCCAUCCCUGACAAGAUGCUCGUGGGUCAGCCAGCCGUGGACGUCGCGAGGUUUGCGCGGGUGGAGCGGUCAUCCCUCCUCAACCAGGCUUUGUGCUCGCAGAAGCUCGCGGAGGGCGCCGAGGAGCUUGCCGAGCGCCAGGGCCAUUGGGCGGACGUCGUACGCGUCUGCAGCACGCUUUUGAGGCGGCACUCACAGGGCGCGGAGGCGGCUGAAGCGGAGCACCGCCAGGAGGCGGGCGGCGACCUCGCGGCAGUGGCCGCCGCGAUCAGGGCGGCCUCGGCAGACAGCGUCAACGACUGGGCGGCGAAGGCCUACUUCCGCCGCGGGCUGGCCCGCGAGGGCUUGGGGUUCGCAUGUGGCCCCCUAACCUCACCGACGCGGUGGGCGACCUCGAGGCCGCGCGCGGUCUGCAGCCCGAGGACGCCGCGGUGGGGCGGCGCCUGCACGCCGCGAGGCAGCGCCAGCACAAAGCGGAGCUGCGGCCCUCGAGGAUGUUCGCCGGCAUCCUGGAGCGCGAGCGCGCGGAGCGCGAGCGGGAGGAGGCCGCCCGCGCGCUGGAGCAGCGCCGCCAGCGCAGGGACGAGCGGCUGCGCCGCCAGGCGGGCAGCGCCGCGGUGGCCCCGCAGUGCGGCUGAGCCGCCCUGGCUGCGGCCCCGGCGGCGGCGGCGGCGGCAAGUCGCGCGCGCACGCGCGCGCCAUUGGCGGCCCACGCUUGAAAAAAAAGAAGAAUAAGAAGAAGAAGAAGAAGAAGAAGAAAAAGGAGGAGAAGAAGGAGGAGAAGAAGGGACCGGACAGCAAGAGCAAG